Betta splendens (Siamese fighting fish) is the source of this 4831-nucleotide messenger RNA. It is a transcript of the gene pkn2a, whose product is annotated as protein kinase N2a. Lineage: Eukaryota; Metazoa; Chordata; Actinopteri; Anabantiformes; Osphronemidae. The record is from RefSeq and is a predicted model, not a curated record. The coding region runs from base 528 to 3440 and encodes 970 amino acids. Gene Ontology annotation, molecular function: protein serine/threonine kinase activity; ATP binding; small GTPase binding. The transcript is spliced from 23 exons. Gene Ontology annotation, biological process: protein phosphorylation; signal transduction.
AUUUAUUUUUUAAUUUGCUGCUACUUUUAUGGUAUAAAGUACAAAGAUGCUUGCACGCGCGCGGGCCUCGGCCUGACCUGAGAUGAAUGUUUUCCAUGUUUGUGUUUCCCUCAUGAUGUUUCCAAGUUCCGAGCAUGAGGUAAAGUCUGGGAAUCACGUGUGAGCUCCGCGUCCGGGCCGAGGGCAGCCCAGCGGCGGCAGCAGCGCUCCGGCUCCUCUGGGCGGACGCCUCGCCUCCGCCGUAACCACCGCCUCCUUCUCCAACGGCACUGGGGCAGAUUUACGCUGCAGCUUUUUAUUUAUGAGCACCCGUCCGCCCUCCGGGAAGCCUCCAGCACGGCGUGACCGCGUAAAACGGGCGAGACGACGACAUGGGAAGCCGCGUGUGCCCGCGAUGACCGAGCGUUUGGCCCGAAUAAACUCGCCGUUUUGUCGCCAGAGAGGGAAACUUAAAGCAGGACUUGUUUUUGGAGUUCCACCUCCCCUCCGCUCUCCCAGUAGGAUUUGAAUCAAAGGCGAAAACCAAGAUGGCCGCCGACUCAGUGCAGGGGGAUGCCAGGGGCCAACUGGUGGCAGAGCGACUGGGGCUAGGACACAACUUGGACCUUUCUGACACCAUGGUUCAACAGAAGCUGGACGAGAUCAAGGAGCAGAUUCGCCGUGAGAUCCGGAAGGAACUGAAAAUCAAAGAAGGUGCAGAGAACCUGCGCAAGGUUACCACGGACAAGAAGAGCCUGGCUUAUGUCGACAACAUGCUGAAAAAAUCGAACAAGAAGGUUGAGGAGCUUCACCAGGAGCUGCAGGAACUCAAUGCCCACAUUGUGGUCAAAGACCCUGAAGAAGUGCUAGAGUGCCCUUUGACGCCAGAUACGCCCACCAUGUGCACCAGCAGCAACCGCCUGGCUGCGCUGAAAAGGCAGAACGACAUCGAGCUCAAGGUCAAGCAGGGCGCCGAGAACAUGAUUCACAUGUACUCCAACGGAUCGUCCAAGGAUCGUAAGUUGUUAGCAACAGCGCAGCAGAUGCUUCAGGACAGCAAGACGAAGAUUGAGUUCAUCAGGAUGCAGAUCCUUAAGGCCAGCCAGGCCAGUGAGCUGAGCUUCGAGAGCAACGAUGUGAUGGACAAACCCAUCAUCAGCCCGCUGGACCUGCGGGUGGAGGAGCUGUGUCACCAUGCCAGGAUCGAAUCUGCUGUAGCGGAAGGAGCCAAGAAUGUCAUGAAACUCCUAGGCUCAGGAAAAGUAACAGAAAAGCGGGCACAUUCAGAGGCCCAGGCUCGAUUUAAUGAGUCGAGUCAGAAACUCGACCUGUUACGAUAUUCCCUGGAGCAACGCCUCAACGAGUUGCCUAAAAACCACCCUCGCAGCAGUGGCAUCAUAGAGGAGCUGUCCCUGCUCUCCUCACCCGCCCUCAGCCCUAGAUCCAGCAUCAUCUCCACACAGAACCAGUACAGCACCGUCACCAAACCAGCAGCACUCACAGGCACGUUAGACGUCAGACUCAUGGGUUGCCAGGACCUUUUGGAAAACGUCCCCGGUCGUUCCAAAGCGGCGUCCGCGCCGCUGCCGGGCUGGAGCCCCAGCGAGACGCGCUCGUCCUUUAUUAGCCGAGCGAACCGGAACCGCGGCGCGAGCUCGAGGAACCUGACAAAGAAUGAGGAGCUCUCCAAUGAAAUCAGUGCAGUACUGAAGCUGGACAACACAGUAGUCGGACAAACGAGCUGGAGGCCGGUCAGCAACCAGGCCUGGGACCAGAAGUUUACACUGGAGCUGGACCGGUCCCGUGAACUGGAGAUCUCUGUGUACUGGCGCGAUUGGCGCUCGCUCUGUGCCGUGAAAUUUCUGCGGCUGGAGGACUUCCUGGACAACCAGCGCCAUGGGAUGUGUCUGUACCUGGAGCCUCAGGGGAUGCUGUUUGCUGAGGUGACAUUUUUCAACCCUGUCAUUGAGAGACGACCAAAGCUGCAAAGACAAAAGAAGAUUUUCUCAAAACAACAAGGUAAAACCUUCCUACGAGCCCCUCAGAUGAACAUCAACAUUGCUACCUGGGGUCGCCUAGUCAGACGAGCCAUACCCACUGUCAGCUCCAACUCCUUUAGUCCACAGGCUGCUGAGACUGGGCCCAGUAGUUUGCCUGGAUCCCCGACACCAAGCAGUGACCCACUGGUGACCAAGCUGGACUUUGACAAAGAACCCACCCCAGGACGCAAACAGUACCCGGUUCAUCACGACAUCCGGGAUCCUCUGGUGCAAGACAAGCUACCUGACAAGGAGGAAGUGCAGGAUGCACUCGCUUCAUUUGACUUCUUGAACAAGAGAAACAGCAUGACACCGAAGCAGGACCUGGACGGAGUCAUGGAUCAGCAGAUGCAGCAUCCAAACCUGGAGCUCAUCACCAUCCAGAAGGGCACAGAGAUAAGGGAAGAAGAUCCGUUCCACUUCCGUCUGCAGGACUUCAAAUGUGUUGCAGUUCUUGGACGUGGUCACUUUGGAAAGGUGUUGCUGGCAGAAUAUAAAAGCACAGGAGAGAUGUUUGCUAUCAAAGCUCUGAAGAAAGGAGACAUUGUGGCUCGCGAUGAGGUGGACAGUUUGAUGUGCGAGAAGAGGAUUUUUGAAACGGUCAACAGCGUGCGCCACCCGUUCCUGGUCAACCUUUUCGCGUGUUUCCAGACGCAAGAGCAUGUGUGUUUCGUCAUGGAGUAUGCAGCGGGAGGCGACCUGAUGAUGCACAUCCACGCUGAUGUUUUUUCUGAGCCCAGGGCCAUAUUUUAUGCAGCCUGUGUCGUAUUGGGAUUACAGUUCUUGCAUGACCAUAAGAUUGUGUACCGAGAUUUAAAGCUGGAUAAUCUGCUACUGGAUACAGAGGGAUAUGUAAAGAUUGCUGACUUUGGACUUUGUAAAGAAGGAAUGGGUUUUCGAGACCGUACCAGCACGUUUUGUGGCACACCAGAGUUUUUAGCUCCAGAGGUUUUGACUGAAACAUCGUACACCCGCGCUGUGGACUGGUGGGGAUUGGGCGUCCUCAUCUUUGAGAUGCUGGUUGGAGAGUCGCCCUUCCCUGGUGACGAUGAGGAGGAGGUGUUUGACAGCAUUGUCAACGAUGAAGUCCGUUACCCACAGUUCCUGUCGACCGAGGCCAUUUCCAUCAUGAGAAGGCUUUUGAGAAGAAGUCCAGAGCGACGUCUUGGAGCAGGAGAAAAGGACGCAGAGGAGGUCAAGAAACAUCUAUUCUUCAGGAACAUGGAUUGGAAUGGACUUUUGGCCAAGAAAGUGAAGCCACCCUUCGUGCCGAUUAUCCAGGGCGCUAAUGACGUCAGCAAUUUUGAUGAUGAAUUUACCUCCGAGGCACCGAUCCUAACCCCACCCAGGGAGCCCCGAGCGCUGAACUCUGAGGAGCAGCACAUGUUCUUUGACUUUGAUUACAUUGCCGACUGGUGUUAGCUUCAAUCAACCGACCCCCCUCUAUUACACACACACACACACAGACACACACUGUGAACCAGCCAACACAGAAGUGACAGUAGCUUCACAUCUUUUUAAAUUCUCCUCCUCCCUACCCAACGUGUUGAGAUCCAGCGGACUUCACGCAAAACUCUGUGCCAUUAAAUAGAAACUUCACAAGGAUUCCCAUUAUUAUUUUUUUAUCCACAUGAAGAAUGUUUUUUUUUUUGCUUUGUUUUUGUCUUUUAAAAAAGAACUUGGAGAGCGAAGGAGUCGUCGUCAUCGUGUCGCUUGUUUGACCACUGAGAUGAACUCAAACAUGGCAACAUCACAAUCAUGUUAUAUUGGUGUCACUGUCUUCAGUGUUUUGGUCUGUACAGUUUAUAUUCAAUCAUAUAUUUUAUUGUUUUCUUUAUUUGCAAAGCCCACAAGCUUCAGGACAUUUCUGCCACAAUCGUGUCUGAAACUGGUGUUUGGUGAGAGUGAGAUGCUGAAAGCGUCGCUGCCGAGCCGUUCAGCUCAAACAUCUUGACUACUACUGCUGCUUCCGUCUUCACCAGCUACGUGUGUGUAGGGUCCCAGUGCUCGUCCACAACUCACACCUUUUUUUAAAUCAGUGUGCAUGUUUGCAUGCAGGAUCUCACUGUUAAUAUUCGUUGGUAUAAAACAGUCAAGUCAGUGUGUUACAUAUAUAUUAUGAACUGUUAUGAAAUUGGCAGAGUAAAUUAAAAACACUACACGUUUCAUGUCUUUCUCAUGGCCUCGAAUGGUUCUAGAGGGUCGACAUUCACUACCUGCUUUUAUUUUUAUUCCAUAUUGAAUGACUGGCAUUUUUUUUACCUCAGUGGCAAUAACACAUAUGUGAGUCACACAGUUACAGCUAAAUUACCAAAUUCAUCCUGUCCCUCUUGAAGCAGCAGACAAAGUCUUCAUGUUAAACUGAUGAACCCAACGACAGAUGAACAAACCUGCUGAGCUCCUUUUCUCAGUAAGUUUAGUUUUCUGUUAAAAUGUCUUUAAAGGCUUCAUACUGUUCUGUGAUCCAGUUUCAAGCUGACGUAGUAAACACAGCUGGUGACUUUUUCAGUUUGCAUGUGGGAUAUGAAUCAGUCCAAUGUUCCAGUCUUGAUAUGAAAUCACUGCAGGGGAGGGCAGGGUAUAUUUUAUGUAUGUACACGGUUAAACUGAAAGCACUAAUUUUAUCAAUAGUCUUAAUUAUCUGCAGUUAAUGAUGAAAAUAGUUUGUACAUUUUUUUUAUUCUUUGCUUGUUCAUGCCAGGACAGACAUUAUGAACGGUACUCAGUACGAGUUGCAAGCGUUGCUGUUCACCCUGGUGUAAAAAAAGGACUCUGUUCAUCAUGAUUGCACAAAUUAAACGUUUUUAAUAGUG